GUCGCCUCUUGUUUACCUUUUUUGCGUGUUCACAAUGUCGUCAAAUAGGAAACGUGUGAUUAUAAUUAAAGAAAAGUUGAAGAAAUUAGAGGAAAUCUCUACAAGUGGGAGUGACCAGGAUAUAGAACCCCGUAGAAAGAGAAUUCGCCGCAUAAGUGUUUCCUCAUCAGAUUCGGUUCACAGCGAUGUUAAUCAGGGUAAUAUCGUAGAGGUCGAUGUUCACAGAGAAGCAGAACUUUCUCCAAUACCCUCUGAUAAAAUAGAUAGUAUAAAUAAAAUACUGGGAACUGAUCCAUCCAUGCCUAAGGUUAUGGGCAAGCCAGUGAGUGAUCAGGUGGCCUCUAGGCUAAAUUAUUACGCAACCAAUGGGAUGUCUAGCGAUGAAAAAGAAAAAAUAAGACUCGCGUGGCCAACACCUGAAAACUGCCUCUCUUUCAACUCACCUACCUUAAAUCCAGAGAUUUUAGCACUUCUUUCGCCUACCGAUCAGAAAUAA
Acanthoscelides obtectus is the source of this 496-nucleotide messenger RNA. NCBI's taxonomy places the organism in Eukaryota, Metazoa, Arthropoda, Insecta, Coleoptera, Chrysomelidae. The record is from the annotation of a GenBank genome assembly.